Messenger RNA from Microthlaspi erraticum, 678 nucleotides. Lineage: Eukaryota; Viridiplantae; Streptophyta; Magnoliopsida; Brassicales; Brassicaceae. The record is from the annotation of a GenBank genome assembly.
AUGGUGGAGGUUCCUGGCUCUGUGGGGACAAGUGCAAGCAUCUCCUUGAGAUUAGGGCAGACACUGUUUGCAUUUGGGGCUCUUCUCUUCAUGACCAUCGGUGUUCGCUUCUACCAAUUCACUGCUUUCUGCUACUUGGUGACGAUCAUGUCUUUAGCUAUACCGUGGAAUCUGACAUUAGCAAUGGUAGAUAUCUAUUGCGUUCUUCUCAAGCAGCCAAUUCAAAAGCCACGAAUCCUUCUCGCUAUCUCUAUUGGUGAUUGGGUGUUGUCGGUUCUAGCGUUGGCCUCAGCUUCAUCAGCAGCUGGUGUUGUGAGCCCUAUUAAUAGUCUUUAUAAACAAACCUGCAGCUACUUGGUGACGAUCAUGUCUUUAGCUAUACCGUGGAAUCUGACAUUAGCAAUGGUAGAUAUCUAUUGCGUUCUUCUCAAGCAGCCAAUUCAAAAGCCACGAAUCCUUCUCGCUAUCUCUAUUGGUGAUUGGGUGUUGUCGGUUCUAGCGUUGGCCUCAGCUUCAUCAGCAGCUGGUGUUGUAGAUCUUUUGCGAUCAGACGAAUCCUCAUGUCCACCAACGAUCUGUAACAGAUAUCAAUUUGCAGCAACAUUAGCUUUCUUGACUUGGUUCUUGUCUCUUUCUUCUUCUCUCUUCAAUCUCUGGUUACUUCCGUCUCUCACAUAA